AUGAAGCCAACUUUCUUACCCCUAAUAUUUGGCACAUUUCUGGCUGUCCCUCUCUUCGCGGCUCCCGUAAGACAGUCGCCUGAAAUACCGGACUUACCUCGACUAGUGCUCUACUACCAGACAACGCAUGACCCGUUCGGUCGCCCGAUAUCCAUAUUGCCCCUCGUCACAGAGAAGCACAUCGCCCUGACGCACCUCAUCGUUUGCUCCUUCCAUAUCAACUAUGGCGGCAUCGUCCACCUCAACGACCAUCCGCCUCAGUCACCACUGUUCUACACACUUUGGAACGAGACCCGCGUCAUGCAGGCUGCUGGAGUCAAGGUGAUGGGCAUGGUGGGCGGUGCAACGCCGGGCGCCUUUACUCGGUCCACCCUUGACAGCGCCGACGUUCAAACUUUCGACGGCUACUACAGCCAACUGCGCAACGUAAUCGCAGCCUAUCGACUCGACGGUCUGGACAUUGACGUGGAACAGCGGAUGAGCCAGAAGGGGAUCACGAGGCUGGUCCGGCGGCUGCGACAGGACUUUGGGCCUGAUUUCAUCAUCACGCAAGCACCCGCCGCAUCGGCCCUGCUGCGCUCAGACGGCGCCCUAAGCGGGUUUAGCUACCAACAACUAGAGAACGAGGUUGGCGCGGACAUCGCCUUUUACAACACACAAUUCUACAACGGGCUGGGCAGCAUGGUCGGUGCGGACACGUUCGAGAGCAUUGUCGAUGCCGGCUGGCCGCCCACCAAGAUUGUGGCUGGACAGCUUACCUCGCCCGCAAAUGGCGGCGGUUUCGUGCCGCACGAGCAGCUGAACAAGACCAUCACGGAGUUGCGAGACAGGUACGGCGAGAUUGGCGGCAUAAUGGGUUGGGAGUACUUCAACAGCGCACCAGGUGGGCGCGCCCGUCCUUGGGAGUGGGCACAGAUUAUGACGGCAAUUCUGAGGCCAAAUAGCGUCCCCGUCCUGACAGUCUCAGAUGCGACUGCCAGAUCGCUGCUCCAAGCGUGGAAAGCGAGCACGUUUUCAGGAGCGGCCGAAAACCAACCAGACCGCGAGACAAACUCAGGUCCAAGCGUUGAUUACAUGGCCAUGGUCGUUGGCUAAACAGACGCAAAGUUGAGAUGGUCAAUUGAGUCACUAGAAUUGAUGGUGUGCCAGAUGCCUUG
Canariomyces notabilis is the source of this 1157-nucleotide messenger RNA. RefSeq names its product glycoside hydrolase family 18 protein. The transcript is spliced from 2 exons. The record is from RefSeq and is a predicted model, not a curated record. Gene Ontology annotation, cellular component: extracellular region. Gene Ontology annotation, molecular function: chitinase activity. Bases 1 to 1095 code for a protein of 364 amino acids. Gene Ontology annotation, biological process: carbohydrate metabolic process. Lineage: Eukaryota; Fungi; Ascomycota; Sordariomycetes; Sordariales; Chaetomiaceae.